CUCCUACCAGGUGGAAUGAACAAGUACCCUCCAACGGCAGUGCAGAGGGAAUGUAAAAGAGUGCUUGAGCAGUAUUCCUCUUCUACAAGAGAAGAAAUAUUUGAAAGAGAGCCAACAUCUCCUCCAGUACUUAUAGAAGAAGAAGAACCAGAAUAUGAAUAUACUGAAGAACCUCAGGAGGAGUAUUUUGCAGAAAGCCCUCAAGAAGCAAGGGCUGGCAAAGGACAGAAAUAUGUGAACUACCUGAAUGGCACAAACUGGUAUUCAACAAGCACAAGUGACACAGACAUUACAAUUACAGAUGAAGAGCGUUGCCUCUUGGAUAUGACGCAUGGCAUGUUCUGUGGGUCCUAUCAUCAGAAAUGGUAUUAUGAUAAAAAGCUUGAUGCAUGCAAACUGUUCUGGUAUGGCGGUUGUGAUGGAAAUGAAAACAGGUUUAAUACAGAAAAUGAAUGCCUCCAAACUUGCCGCAGUAAAAGUGUUACAUCGAAUUCUAAUCCUAUGAUCACAAACAGUACAGAGAAGAAGAUGCAAAAUGAAGAUAUCUGCAGACUGGCUCCUGAAGAAGGCCCAUGUCAGGAUUACAGUUUAAUGUGGCAUUAUGAUAUAAAUCAAAAUCGGUGUCUUAGGUUUUGGUAUGGUGGCUGUGGUGGCAAUGAAAACCGCUUCAACACAAUGGAAGAAUGUGAAAAUUUAUGUAUGUCAUCUUAUUAAUGUCAAUAGUGUGAACAUUUCAGUACCAUAUCCAUUUGUUGCACUAACGUAGCCAUUGAUAUGAUGUAAUAUAACACUGGUGCCUUUUUCAUGAAGACAUUAACACCUGACUCAGAAAACUACACUAAAUGCUACAGCAAGUGCCUGUAUGUCAUCAACUCUUCUCAAAAGCUUAACUUAUAAAACAUCCUUAACAACAUACAUUUUGGUUAACUUAAACAGCUGUCUCCUUAUUAGUGUUAUGAUUUUUAGGCACACAAAUCUGAAUCAUGCUUUGUUUUCUAUAAACAGAGUGUAACAUAUUGAUAUUUUCUUCUUAUUUUUUUAAUGGUGCUAGUUAAAAACGUUGAUUUUCCACACUAGUGCUUUUUGAUUUUCAUUUUCUUAAAUGUGUGAUAGAAACCCCCAAAACAAAUGCAUGUCAAAGAAACGUUGCAUAUUUUAAUAUAUUAAAAUCAGAUUUUAUUAAUUUUAGACUUUUUAAGACAGAUAUCAUUUAAAGGCAAUACUAGAAAAGUUGUAGAUUUUCUGCAGUGUUGUUUUGUCUUCAGAAAUUUUAUUGGUGCUCAUACGCUGGCAGUGUUACCAUGGGCACACGUCAUACCUCUCAAGUGUACAGAUUUUCACAGAAUGUCCAGAUUUUUGCCUCAUAAUUUGGCUUGUUUCUCAUAAAAUUGUGGUUUUCUGGCAAAUAAUUGGCAAGUGAUUGAGGGUUGAAGUCAGAAAAUAAUGACAGACAUUUGAGUUUCAGACUUCAUGUCCUUCAGAAAAUUCAUGCUAAUGUAAAAUGUGUUAUUCUACCAACUUCCUAAAUCUGUAAGGGUAAUAUUUAAAAAGUAUCCCUGUUCUGGGGCCUUUGUCCCUCUAUUAUUUAUGGCUUUGUCCAGAUUUUUUGCUCUAAGAGGUUGAGAGGCAUGCAUGUAGUGCCUGAAUUGCACAGUCAGACGUCUUCCUCUUUACCACUGUUCAGCUGUGGUAUAAUCUAAACUGCAAAUACACUUUAAGAAAAAAGCAGUUCUGUUACUUUUUUAUGUAAUUGCUGUAUAAAUAAGUUUUGUUGUUUGUUAUAAAAUAAUAAAGAUUGUUACAAAACAUUUUAAA
Protopterus annectens (West African lungfish) is the source of this 1815-nucleotide messenger RNA. Its product is annotated as actinia tenebrosa protease inhibitors-like. Bases 16 to 714 code for a protein of 232 amino acids. The transcript has 5 exons. Gene Ontology annotation, molecular function: serine-type endopeptidase inhibitor activity. Lineage: Eukaryota; Metazoa; Chordata; Ceratodontiformes; Protopteridae. The record is from RefSeq and is a predicted model, not a curated record.